AUGAACCACCUUCCUCUUAUCUGUCGUAGGUACGUCUCUGCGGCACCGAAGACGACCACAGGCAUCGAGCAUGCCAAGGCAAUGACGAAAAUUGCUGGUGGAAAUGCUAACUGGAGUUUGUACAAAGCAGAUGAUUAUUUGAAGAUGAGCAAGUACUCCUUCUAUGAUGCAGAGAUUACCAUGGCAAAGCAUCGCCUCCAACAACCAACAAACAAAUCUCCAGAUGUCAUGCCAAAGACGAAAUCUCAAUAG
Angiostrongylus costaricensis is the source of this 252-nucleotide messenger RNA. NCBI's taxonomy places the organism in Eukaryota, Metazoa, Nematoda, Chromadorea, Rhabditida, Metastrongylidae. The record is from the annotation of a GenBank genome assembly.